This is a messenger RNA of Coccinella septempunctata (seven-spotted ladybird), 976 nucleotides long. RefSeq names its product endoplasmic reticulum resident protein 29 (gene wbl). The record is from RefSeq and is a predicted model, not a curated record. The coding region runs from base 140 to 892 and encodes 250 amino acids. Gene Ontology annotation, cellular component: endoplasmic reticulum lumen; endoplasmic reticulum. Gene Ontology annotation, biological process: protein secretion. NCBI's taxonomy places the organism in Eukaryota, Metazoa, Arthropoda, Insecta, Coleoptera, Coccinellidae. The transcript is spliced from 2 exons.
UGCGUGUCCUCCGAUGUAAACAAUCAAUUGACUUCAAAUGAAUCAGACACGUCAAACAGAAUUUGUAGAAAAUUAAACCUACAAAUAACCGCAAGAACAAUUUCUAAACUUAAGCAGCUUUAAAAAAUAAAUAAGACCCAUGUAUUCGUACUUGAAAAGUUCUCUAGUAUUAUUUUCCAUUUUAUUAUCAUUAAAGCUUGCAGAAUGUUGUAAAGGAUGUGUUAACUUGGACGAGCAUAAUUUCAACAAAAUCAUUUCAAGAUUCAAAGUUGCACUCAUCAAAUUUGACAUGGCCUAUCCUUAUGGCGAGAAACAUGACGUUUUCACAAAGUUCGCAGAAGAAAUUGCCGAUAAUAAAAACUUAAUAGUGGGAGAAGUCGGAGUUAAGGAUUAUGGGGAGAAAGAUAAUGAAGAACUGGCCAAAAAGUACGGGAUUCAAUCGAAAGAAGACUUUCCAGCCUUGAAGUUAUUCAUUAACGGUGUUACGAACCAAGCCAAGUCUUUCCCGGUGAAAGAUAAAUGGGAUACGGAAAUGAUAAGGAACUUCGUAAAAGAUAAUAGUGAUAUCUACAUAGGUCUUCCAGGAUGUUUGGAAAGAAUGGACCAACUUGCCGAAGAAUUCAUAAAAGCAGACGAUAAAGAUGAAAAAUAUAAAGAAAUUGAAAAGGAAACACAUUCCCUUGUUGAGAAAGAGAAAGAUACAGCGACAACCUAUCUGAAAUAUAUGAAAAGGGUACUGUCUAAUGGUGUAAGCUUCAUCAAACAAGAAACUAAUAGACUGAAGAAAUUACUUAAGGAAUCUAACAUUCAAGAGAAGAAGAAACAAGACUUAUCUAACAGACUGAAUAUACUCAAAAGUUUCCAUGUGCUGGGUACUAAGGACGAAUUAUAAAUGAUUGUAUCAGUUCAUAUUUUGAUUGACGUGUUUUGAUUUUAUAUUGAAUAAAUAUGUCGAUGUUUUCGUUUUGUUAUUAAA